Messenger RNA from Vigna umbellata (rice bean), 1275 nucleotides. The record is from RefSeq and is a predicted model, not a curated record. NCBI's taxonomy places the organism in Eukaryota, Viridiplantae, Streptophyta, Magnoliopsida, Fabales, Fabaceae.
UAAAAACAUCUGUUGUCAGAGCUGUCCACCUGCUGCUUUGUCUUCCCUCCAUUGAGCUUUAGGUCUGAUGGAUAUCUCUUUUAUUGGAUAAGGAUGGAGGGUAAUAGCAAGGUUUCUAUGCCUUUUGACUGACCUUUUGACUUAUUAUUUAUUAUGGGUUCAAAGUCUUGCUCGUGGAUCUCAUAUAUAGCACUCCAAAUAAUAUUAGUUUGCUGAACCUGAAUUUCUGGAAUGUUAAAUGAUAGGUUUAUACAUCACUGAUUAGCCUUUUGUAGUUCCAUGCCAAUCUUAGUUUUUUAUUUUAUUUAAUUUUAUUUUCUGUAUGGCCAUUUAAUUGAACUGACUACUUAGUCAUUUUUUUAUGGUAACUAAUGUAUGCUACAUUGCCAGGAAAUCAUCCGAAGAAUGCUUCUAUUGGCAUUGGAUGAUCCUCAUAGAAAAAUUUGCACGGCCAUUGGUAUGGCUGUUGCAUCCAUUGCAGUGCAUGACUGGCCAGAGUUAUGGCCAGAUUUGUUACCAUUUCUUCUAAAUUUGAUCAAUAACCAAGCCAACUUGAAUGGAGUGCAUGGCGCUAUGAGAUGCUUGACUCUUCUCUCUGCGGACUUGGAUGAUAAAAUGGUUCCAACAUUAAUACCUGCUCUCUUCCCGAGUUUGCUGACAAUUGUAUCAUCUCCCCAGAAAUAUGACACAUACAUUCGAUCAAAGGCCCUUUCUAUAAUCUAUUCUUGUACAUCUAUGCUGGGGACAAUGAGUGGUGUCUACAAGGCAGAAACAAGUUCUCUGAUAGCUCCUUUGGUUAAACCAUGGAUGGGCCAAUUCUCUUCUAUUCUAGAAAUUCCAGUUCAAUCUGAAAAUCCCGAUGAUUGGAGUAUCAAAAUGGAGGUUUUGAAGUGCUUGAAUCAGUUCAUUCAAAAUUUUUCAAGUCUCUUUAAAAGUGAAUUUGAGGUUAUACUUGGACCUCUGUGGAAUACAUUUGUCUCUUCUUUGAGAGUUUAUGAGAAAGCUGCUAUUGAAGGAACUGAAGAUUCAUAUGAUGGAAGAUAUGAUUCUGAUGGUUCAGAGAAAAGCCUUGAUUCUUUUGUUAUCCAGCUCUUUGAACUCAUGUUGACUAUUGUGGGUAAUACAAGACUGAGAAAGGUGGUUGGGGGUAAUAUCAGAGAAUUGGUGUACUAUACUAUUGCUUUUCUUCAGAUGACAGAACAGCAGGUAUACCAUUUUUUACUCUUCUCGAUGCUCUUGUUCAUUUUUGCCUUCAUUUUGCUUGGUAGCAUCUGA